Messenger RNA from Notolabrus celidotus (New Zealand spotty), 1939 nucleotides. RefSeq names its product helix-loop-helix protein 2-like. Gene Ontology annotation, molecular function: DNA-binding transcription factor activity, RNA polymerase II-specific; protein dimerization activity; RNA polymerase II cis-regulatory region sequence-specific DNA binding. Gene Ontology annotation, biological process: regulation of transcription by RNA polymerase II. Lineage: Eukaryota; Metazoa; Chordata; Actinopteri; Labriformes; Labridae. The transcript is spliced from 3 exons. Bases 563 to 934 code for a protein of 123 amino acids. The record is from RefSeq and is a predicted model, not a curated record.
CCUUCAUGUCUUUGGCCGAGGGCCGCGCGGACCGAGGAGGGGUCCAGACCACCAAGCAUCUCCACUUCUUCUCCGUCUGUGGAGCAAUUAGGAUGGAGGGGCGCAUGGACGCAUAGCCCUGGCUGCACUUUCUCCACUAUCUCCACAUCUCCUCUAUUGUCUGCGCAUCGCAGGGAUCACGCGUGGGGCUGCUUGAUCCGUAUCGAAUCUCUACCAUCACCUGUUUUUUAAUCGACUAAUCAUCUCUAAGACUUCCGACUCCUGAGUUGUUUUUCUGUAAUCCUGGUUUGACGUUUGACCCCGCGUGGUUCCCAUGUUGCCAGCUCGCGACUGAAAAAGUCAAAUUAUUUUUUGCACAUUCAUUUUUUCGUCGCGUGAAAGUAAAAUUCCAUCUCUUUAACAUCUGACUCUUCUGUUGCUGGUGGAAUAUGAGUUAAUUUGGAGUUGAGGCUCCGCUCACGAGCACUUCCAAGUUAUUUUUCUUCCCUGCAGAAUUUUUGAGACUCCAAACUCUCUGUCAAGUUUCUUCAGGAGGAGGGAUCGUUCACACCACACAUUCAAGAUGAUGCUCAGCCCGGACCAAGCCGACUCGGACCUCUCCUGGACUCAGUCCGACCCGGAGACGCUCCUAAACGGCCUCAAGUCAGCCGGCUGCGUCUCGGACGAGCCCACGGAGGGCGAGGAGCGGGCCAAAUGCAAAUCCGACCAGCCCCUGAGCCGGGAGGAGAAGAGGAGGAGGAGGAGGGCCACGGCCAAGUACCGCUCGGCCCACGCCACCAGAGAGAGGAUCCGGGUGGAGGCGUUCAACGUGGCCUUCGCGGAGCUGAGGAAAUUACUGCCCACCUUGCCCCCGGACAAGAAACUCUCCAAGAUAGAGAUCCUCAGACUGGCUAUAUGCUACAUCUCCUAUCUGAAUCACGUGUUGGAUGUCUAAAAAGUGUCCCCCCCCCCAAUGCACGAUGAGACAGAGACGGUUGGGUUGGUUAAUUGGACUUGUGUGGAUGCUGGGGCGUCAAUUAGGUAUGGCAAGGUUGGGGUUUGAUGAUCAUGGGAAACACAAUUUUUUUUGCUGCCUUUCAAAGACAAUGAUUUUAAAAAGUCAGAAACUUAAAAUUCGAUCAAAAAAUUAAUGAUUUUUUUCCCCUAAAUGCGCCUGCUUUUUUCUGCUGCAACGGGCCUAUAAUACAAAAUAAAUCCAUUUGAAUUUUCUUUAAAUGGAGGCCAGAAAAUCUAGAUUUGUGUCUCUGAAGCCACACUAGGUGUUGAACCUCCUGUAUGGUCUAAACAAUUCCAGUAUCGGCUCCUGCAAGCUGAUAUCGGUCGGUAACACCUGCAACACAUCAAGGAAAUUUUGACUACAUUUUACCACACAAAAACUAAAAAAAACUACAUGAAAUUGUUAAAACAGCCUCCAAGAAUACACCUAUAAUUAAAGCAAUUCAACCCCUAUCACAGUCCAGAAUUCAGGACUUUGCCAUACCUUGCAGCUGACUGAGUCUGACCCCCCUAAAGUGCUUGUUAAGUGUUGGUUUUUCAUGGCAGUGAAGUUUUAACUUUACAAGGAAGUGUCAGCUUUCAGUCCAGACCGCUCACUGAACAAAAAGCAACGAGCUUCAAACCGAGUCGUUUGAGCUGUUAGAUGCAAUAAUGAGAAUAAUGAUUAUUUUCCGAUACACAGUGAGGGAGAGCCCGGGAUGCGUUCACGUCCGGACGAAACGUCGAAAUUCGGAGAAUCUUCACCCUUACAUGUGACUUUUAAUGUCAUAACGCCUAAAAAUGAACUCCUCCGCUCACUGUAUCAAUUUGAUGUCUGAUAAUAAAAACACUGGGGCAUUUUUCAGAUGGAAGGAUGUAAACGAGAUAGCUGCUUUAGAUCUAGUUCUAGACAAUGUUUUCCGUGAAGGAAGAAAAAAAAAAAAGAUUCAAUGCGUAAGUGCCA